AAUGGAGAAUACCGCUGUCAGCACGAAAUCCCGGACGAGGAUGCCGACCAGUUUCUCCGCGAACUCCCUGGACAUUGGACAGCAGCUUGCGAGCGCGAGGUGCCCACCUCUCAUGUCAGAAUCGGUCACUCUGGAUUCUCUCUCUACCAGGUCAUCAGACGCACUACCGCCCUUUCCUACCUGCAAAUCACCGCAACUUGCUACCAUUGCUCUAGGCGACCACCUCAAAAUGUUUUCCGAAGUGUUAUCGAACAAACCUGGCUUCUCUGUUGAACCUACGGUCAUGCUUGCUGCUCCUACGUCCCCGCGUUUAAGAGUGAUGCUAAAAGAAUGCCUCAGUAUAAGGAAAUGGGCGGAGAGCUCGACUGACUGGCACGCCCCAGGCCAUGUUCCCUGGCAAAAUAUUGAUGAAGAAAAGGCGACGAGUUGGAUCCCGGAAGGCUCCUUGUUCUCCCCUGAAGGCUUUUCUCGUGCCUUGUCAGAAGCACGCGCCCGACGUGUCAGCACUUCAAGUAUUCAGCCACCUGUUGCCACUACCCCACCGGACCCGAGGCUCGCUCAUGGAUCUAUCGACGGCGACAUUCUUGAUAUGGUGCGGGAACUCAAAGGCUUACGAUCUUUCUUUGAGGACUCUCUGCAAAAGGAGGAUACUUUGGACCUUAGGCUCACUUCUCAGACGCUCGCUGCGCCGUCUUUACCUGCUUUGGUAGUCUCGACCUCUCAGUUUAGCUUCCCCCUCCCACUUGACUCGACUCAGAGCAUCGCCCAACACAGCUCUCCAUCGCUUGCGCAUAGACGAGGAAGGAAGGCACCUACACCUCUUCGCCUCAAGAUGGAGCAUAAACCUCCUGAGCUCUCGUAUCCCGAGGUUCCAACCGCGUUCCUUGGAUCUCCGACGAGGCAUGUCGCCCACUACGAGUCAACUAAGGACAACAACACGCCUGCUCUGCGUGUCGAGGACAUGAUCACCAAUCUCCGGCUGCAGUGCUCGACGAUGGCACUGAAUACUCCUCCUGUGGACUCCUCGUGGAACUCGCGUUCGGUUAUCAAAUCAUCGGUCGGGAGGGUGGAAGGUCUGAACGGCACCGAGCCCAAACCGGAUGGAGACGAAUGGGCUUUCGCGGAAAGCCUUUAUUGCGCCUCAGACCCGCCGGUUGUUUCUCCUACUAGUAUCCACCAUCUUCGAAGUCCCACGUCACCUCGUAGCUCUACCCAGGGUAGGAAACACGCGACCCACACGUCCGUGCCGACCCCGCAGAAACGGAAGGUUAUUUCCUCUCCCAAAAAGCCCGGUGAUGCGCGAAUUGUCCGACGAAGUGAAGUGCAAGCAGCUCCCCUGCGGUCGGCCAUGGUUCGGCAAGAUAUCUCUCAGGCGAAGAAGCCGUGGAAGAGCGUUCGUUUCGCCCUGCCGCAGAGCGAAGUUGAGAAGAGCGCGGUCGCUAACGUUUCAAAUCCUACACCCAUUAAGCAGCCUCCUCCCCCUUCUAAGGUUCGAGACAAGACCGGUACCGCGCCACCUGGACAAGUGAAGAGCAGUAGUACUACUCCUAAAUCUACCAUCGCUACCCCACCUUGCAAGCCUGGGAUCGUCCGUCGAGCAACAUCUGGCGCGCUGCUGAGGAACAAAACGAACGGCGCUCCUCAGGGCAAAGACGCUGCUCCCGAGAUUACCGAGGCCACUCCCAGACCUCGACAAUCUCCCGACGCCCAAUCCCCCGUCAGAGCUCACUCCGUCGUCGUCUCAUCGCCCCUCCGUCAGUCGAUGCUCCCACAACCAAGGGCCUCGACUAGCAGUGCGCCAGAUGAGACGAGGCCAAAUUCCACUCCCGAUAGUGCCGACCCAAAUCCCAACGCUCCUGGAGUUGGCCUACGUCGUUCAAAGAGUCAGAUCUUGGGCAGACACUCCCUGAGUCGAAUCAUAAAGGGACCCAUGUUCGCGAGCAGAGACGUCAAUAAGCGCGCGACGGUCUCACUCAGUGCUGAGUGGGAAGGUAAUGAGAACCGGGCGAGAAGGGAGAGUGAGAUAGCUCCGUCGGCGUCUGCAAAGAAGAGCCGCAUGCCCGUUCCUCUGCGUAAUAUCUUGACGAGGUUCAAGUA
Molecule: messenger RNA, 2097 nt
Organism: Cyclocybe aegerita
Lineage: Eukaryota; Fungi; Basidiomycota; Agaricomycetes; Agaricales; Hemipholiotaceae
Source: the annotation of a GenBank genome assembly